Messenger RNA from Symbiodinium sp. CCMP2592, 2562 nucleotides. Lineage: Eukaryota; Dinophyceae; Suessiales; Symbiodiniaceae. The record is from the annotation of a GenBank genome assembly.
AUGGAAAGUGCCAUCGUGUUCGAGGAGGGUCAGGCAAGUUUCUUCCUGCACCGGCAGCAGACGAUGCUGCGCCGGCGAAGAGUGGAUGGCCAUCAGAGCGACCUCCUCGCCGCAGCCUUCCUCUACACCGACAGGGAAGAUGCCAACGUCAACCUUGUCGUCACGUCUGGCAAUGACAAGACCUUGUGUUUCUGGGAUGCUAACGCCUUCAACCUAGUGAAGCGUUGGAGUCUGAAAGACGUGGUCGGAGAACUUUGCUGGUGUGGAGAGAUCAAUGCUCUCUACGCCGCUGAUCACUUCAGUGAGCGCUUCUGGGGAUGGCUCAUCAGAGACGAGCUGGAGGUCAAAACGACUGGAACAGGUGGCAUGAAGCCCGACAAGAGCUUAGAGUUCAAGAAUGGGCACUCCAAGGCCAUCCAAGCCAUGAAGUGGUUGGAGCCGCUCCAGUGUUUGGCAACCGCCUCCCUGGACACCACUGUUCAGAUCUUUGAUACAGUCCAGCAGACGAGGGCGCACGUGCUACAAGGCCACACCAAAGGCAUCACCUGCCUGGAAUUCUGCGGGAAGAGCCAGAUGCUACUAAGCGCCGGCUUCGACAGCUACAUCGCCAUUUGGGACCCAAGCGCUGGGACGCUCUCAUUCAAGUUGACAGGACACGAAUGCAGUGUCACGGGCUUGUGCAAAAUGCCUGAAACUGACUACGAAUUCAUGAGUGUCGACUUUGACGGGGUUGUAAGGCUUUGGGAUGUGCGUCGACUUUGUUGCAUUCAAAGCUUUCAUGCGACCGACCGUCGAGCAGAGGAGGCCGGCGAGCUGGAGCGCCUCGAGCCCCGGGCCCUCUGCCCGCUCAGUCGCGACCGUGUGGUUAUCUCAGGUCGCAGGAUCGUCGUCUUCGACCGAGAUGCCGGUGACCCUAAGAUGACCUCCGACUGGCCUAUCAACGCUUUGGCAUUUGAUCACAGGAACUUGGAGAUUGUCACUCCCAUCAAGAAUGACCUGUAUGUAUGGGAUGCCUUAACCGGUCAAAGGCUCCAGAUCCAUGACAACGUCAUUGAUGCCAACAUCACGGCCAUCUGCUUUGGAGCCCGAGAGCGACGCAUCUUCGUCGGAGAUGAUCAAGGGAGCAUCAACUGCAUCAACGCUGCUUGCGGCGCACAACUUAAAUCGCUGACUCCGCAUGCCUAUGAGGUUGCCCAGAUUGAGUGCAUGCCCGGGAAAGUGCUGACGCUGUCCGCCCCAGAGAAGGUCAUCAACGUCCAUGAUGACACGGACGAGAAGAAGGCCAUCCUGCUGAAACGCAUCGAUGUCAGUGGUGCUGGGGUGAUCCUGAGGUUUGCGCAUGACGAGCGCGAGAUGCUCGUCAUCUCCACCGAGGAGGGAGAAGUGGGCUGGUACAGCGCCGAUUUUGCCAAGCAAAUUGCAGAUACCAGCCAGUGCGCGGUGAAUCAUUCACAGGCCGUUUCCUGCUGCUACUACUUCAAGAAUGCGCCUCUCAUUGUGUCCGCAGAUGCAGGCUCGGCGAUUUUCUGGUCCGUGCCUCCCCUCAGACCCUAUGACUUCUUCUCAAAGAUCCUCUUAGAUGUCACCGGCGACGAGGAGGGGACGGUGGCCAUCACAUCGAUGAGUCUUAGCUGGCCCGACGAGGGCCGACUCUUCGUGGGCACAGACCGCGGAGCUAUAGCCUCCAUCGACAUCUCGAUGGUAGUGGAGAGCGCCAAGCAGCAGCAAACCGAGAUCCUGCGGAGAAAGGAGUCUGGCGAAGCGGCGGAAGUCAUCUCUGGGCGUAUCUUCGAUUCGCUGCCUCGUCCUGUUAACUCGCCGGCCUAUGUCUUCGGCCUGGAUAAUCUGUGGCUGGUGGAGAAGGCACAUGCCAUGAACGUGGAGCAGAUCUUCUUCUGUAGGCGCCAGCCUCCCGUGCUCCUUACGCUUGGCGGGGAGGCGUCUGUGCGACUCUGGGACCACGCCACCGGCCAAGCCCUGGGAACCCUGGAGCAAGGUCUUCCCGAAGGCCUCGUGUAUCAGCGCAGCACGGAUUGGACCUUUCCACUGGAUCCUCACCGUCAGAUCCAAUCCGACAUCGACACCUUGGCAGAGGCGGCAGAGUUAAACGAAGACACAGCCAAUGAUCCCACCCGGCGGCCGAGCAGGACCUUAGGAGCCGACAGCUCGAUGUACUUGAAGGGGCAAACUGGCGAGAGGAUCCUGAAGCUCGUCCAGAAGAGGAGGAUCGACGGCUCGCUGAAUCGGUCGACUUCCACUCCCGACAUGGUACAGUCGAGUGCCGGAGGCAAGUUGAAUUUGCUCGGUCCCGGCAAGGUCCGUGGGCAGGACUACACCUCCGUUUCUGCCAAGUACUUGCAGCCACUUCAGCGAAAUCGCAUGACGCAGCAGAAGGCCGAGGACUGGUAUGCGGGCUCUGCGGCCGGCAGCGUAUCACUGCCAAAGCUUCAGAGUGGAAUGGCGCGGCCGACACUCUCAGAGACGAAGCAGGUGCUCGAUGCUGCACGAAAACUGGCCAUAGCCCUGGGAAGCUCUCGAAACAGCAAGGAUGCGCGAUCCUGA